AUGCAAGAUGUUAUCGCAGCGCUCGAGGCAAGCGACACUUCACGUGCUCGCGCGAUAGCCUGGGACCUUGUUGGUGGGGAACUGAAGUAUCGCGCCGGACGGGCCGUCUGCUACUGUGCAAUCAAGGAUAGAGACAUUCAGCAGCUCGCAGCAUUUGUGAAAUUGCAACCGAACAUAGCACGCGCGUUACCCUUCGAAAGAGCCUAUCUUGACUUUGUGGAAGGAAGAGACGCUUCGUGGUUUCUUGAACACCCAGGUCAGCUUCCGGCCUACAGCGCUCUUAAGGGUCAGAUUUGCUUGAAUAUGAAGCUCUUCAGGCGCGGAUCCGAGGAUCUAUCUCACGCCUUGGGCAGCCCACUUGACCUCUAUGCUGCGGCUUCUCAGUGCACAGUGGCUCUAGACCCCUCGAGCCUUCAGGAAGCCGAGCGAACCACUUGUGCCGCAUUGGAGUCUAACAGUGACUACAAACGCCUUUAUCAGUUUAACUACAACCGUGCACUCUACCAUCUCUCCAGACUUUCCUUUGAGGAGGCCUUGGCUGCAGCAAACAAAGCGGCGGAUUCACUGGAGCGGCACGUGGCUCGUGUAAAGUGCACGCUUGUAGAGGCUCUAGGAGAGCAGCAGUCCCAUGCCGAGUCUAUUCUCGACGCCACUCGGUGCCGUGUUGGCUUACUCAAGUGUUUUGCCAGAAUAUACGCAGGCCACGAUCUCCAGGACACGGAGCUCUUGCCCUUGCUCCGCAGAAUCAAACCUCUCAAAGACUUUCAUCCGUCGAAGAAGGAGAUUGGACUGGCGGAGUCUUAUGGCAUACCGUUCAUAGACCCAAAGGACCCCUACACCGGCCUUCGUAUGGCUUACAAGAGCAUGAUCAUCGUGCGGGAUCUGAACUUUGGGGCCCGUCAACAGAAUCAGUCCCUGCACGAGACUCCAAACACAUCUGAAGGCCAACGGAGACGCAAUAAUAAGCAAUCCAGGCCAGUAGCCUCUACAGACACGCAAGUAUCCCACCUCCUGACCGGCCAUGCAGCUCUUCACAAGCACCUUGUCUACGUGCGGGAGGCGUAUAUUGACGAAGAGCCCAAUACUUCCGAGUUCACCGACUUCCUCUAUGCAGUAUUACACUUGUCCUCGGAGCAUGCAACUCUCAGGCCCCCACAGGAGACAGAGGACAAGCCUGCCUACCUCGAUCGCCUGACAGAGGGGCCCGGUGGACACUUUGCCUUUGCGACCUGGCUGCUCUUGUGGAUCGCUCGGUCAGCCAUUCUCCCUUAUACCGGUGAAGAGUCGACGAGGCAGCAACGGGUGUCCAUCCGGCGGCGGUUCAGGGACACAAGCGGUGCCUCCAGUUUGCCGGCAUUCGAUCACUCGCUGCUGUUCAACAAGGGCUCAGCGUCUGGCCUUUGUAAUGCACUGCUCGAACUGGGAUUUCUUCGGGUUGCGUAUGACGUCAUGACUAGCACCUUACAAGCAUACACUGCGAGCAAUCAAGAAGCCGGCAAAUGUGCAGAGGGGGCUGAUGAGAUCUUAGACUGUCUUCGCGUUCUUCAGCGUGAGGCCUUUCUCAGGCUAGUUCGGCACAAUGAAGCGCGUACCAGCGAUUACGAGCAGCAGGGAAAAGAGCUUUCCCUAGAAGCAUAUAGUAAUGAAUAUAAUAACGCGUACUUGCCAGACCUACCUGUUCGCAAGCGAGAGCCUAAGCCGCUACCGGAGAAGUGGCAGCCGCGGGCCAUGCGAAACGCCCACGGAAAAGCUCAGAAAGGAAAGGCCACCCAUCAGGGAGCAGUCACAGAUAGAACGGAGGUCUCUGCUGUUUCACGAAUUCACACAAAGGGAAGGCGACGCAGAUGA
Messenger RNA from Giardia duodenalis, 1848 nucleotides. RefSeq lists its product as uncharacterized. The record is from RefSeq and is a predicted model, not a curated record. Lineage: Eukaryota; Fornicata; Diplomonadida; Hexamitidae. The coding region runs from base 1 to 1848 and encodes 615 amino acids. The transcript has a single exon.